Messenger RNA from Ziziphus jujuba (common jujube), 2641 nucleotides. RefSeq names its product actin-related protein 9. Gene Ontology annotation, biological process: regulation of DNA-templated transcription; double-strand break repair. Gene Ontology annotation, cellular component: Ino80 complex. The transcript has 21 exons. The record is from RefSeq and is a predicted model, not a curated record. NCBI's taxonomy places the organism in Eukaryota, Viridiplantae, Streptophyta, Magnoliopsida, Rosales, Rhamnaceae. Bases 207 to 1988 code for a protein of 593 amino acids.
UUGGUUAAUAAGAGAGCGAUCCCAAAGUCCACAAAACUGUUCAAAAUAGAAUCCGUUUGUGCAAAUUUCCACCCGUUGAUACAAAUUUCCAAGACGAACAUAUAAACAGAGAAAGACAGACAGAGAAAGACAUAUGUAUAGACGAGAGAGAAGAGAAUAAAAAUAAGAGCAAGCGAUUUUGGAGCUCUGCAACUUCUUCCAUUGCCAUGGAUUACCUAAAAUCCGUGGUACCUUCUCAACUCGUCUCGGAGAGAGGCUCCAAUCUAAUCGUCAUCAACCCAGGUUCCACAAAUAUCAGAAUUGGCCUUGCUUCCCAAGAUGCCCCUUUUAAUAUUCCUCACUGCAUUGCUCGGUAUACCAACCAAGUGCCCAAGAAGAAUGUACAAGAUCAGAUGCUCAAUUCGCAGGUUACAACUGCACAGCAUGUGGAGAGAGAAAAGGCGUAUGAUGUUAUUGCAUCGCUUUUGAAGAUUCCGUUUCUGGAUGAAGAGGUCGCUAACAAUUCCUUCCCACGCAAGAUGGGACGUGUUGAUGGAUAUAAUCCACCAAAUACCAGGAAGGAUGCAGCAUUUAAUUGGACAGAUGUAUAUGAGAAGAACAUGAAUUCAACUUCAGUGUCAGAAAAUUUAAUGGACAAAGGCAUGACUAAUGAGCCCUUGGACGGCCAACAUGAAGGUUCCGAACCUAAGGAGCUUCCUUCAAAUGAACAUAAGUUCAAAGCCUUCAUUUGCGGAGAAGAAGCACUAAAAAUAUCCCCCACAGAACCAUAUUGCUUACAUCGUCCUAUACGCAGAGGUCACUUAAAUAUUUCAGAACAUUAUUCCAUGCAGCAGGUAUUUGAGGAUUUGCAUACCAUUUGGGACUGGAUUUUGAUAGAGAAACUGCAUAUCCCUCUGGCUGAAAGAAACAUGUAUUCUGCUAUUCUUGUUGUGCCAGAAACAUUUGACAACCGAGAAAUAAAAGAGCUGUUAUCUAUUGUGCUGAGAGACCUGCGCUUUAGCUCAGCGGUGGUACAUCAGGAAGGCCUAGCUGCAGUUUUUGGUAAUGGGUUGUCCACAGCAUGUGUUGUAAAUAUGGGUGGUCAGGUGACAUCAGUUAUUUGCAUCGAGGAUGGAGUGGCCUUACCUACGACUGGGAAGACUUUACCUUUUGGGGGAGAGGAUAUAGCAAGAUGCCUUCUUUGGACUCAGAGGCACCACCAGACAUGGCCACAAAUUCGUACAGAUGUUUUGUCAAAGCCUAUAGAUCUUUUGAUGCUUAACAGACUUAAAGAGUCCUAUUGUGCGAUAAAAGAAGGGGAACUGGAUUCUCUUGCUGUAGUUCAUUCUUAUGAAGAUGGCAUGCCAGCUGGCUCUCAUAAGACAAGGCUAACUGCACUUAAUGUACCUCCAAUGGGUUUGUUCUACCCAACGCUUUUGGUUCCAGAUGUGUAUCCUCCACCACCCCGCUUUUGGUUUAAUGACUAUGAGGAUAUGCUAGAAGAGACAUGGCAUAUGGAAUUCCCUAGAAGAUCUGAGUUCUCAGAUGGCUUAUUUCCCAAUGUCAAUGUUGGAUUAGCAAUGUGGGAUAGCUACCCAGUUUUUGCAACUAAGCCAAAGAAAGAAGAGAAGGUUGGCCUUGCAGAAGCUAUCACUGGUAGCAUUCUUUCAACAGGACGUAUAGACCUCCAAAGAAAGUUGUUUUGUAGCAUACAGCUGAUUGGUGGAGUGGCCUUGACAAAUGGUCUUGUUUCAGCAGUGGAGGAGAGGGUCUUACAUGCAAUUCCUUCGAAUGAAGCCAUUGAUACUGUUGAGGUUUUACAAUCAAGGACGAAUCCAACUCUUGUUCCCUGGAAGGGUGGAGCAAUUCUCGGAAUUCUUGAUUUUGGUCGGGAUGCUUGGAUACACAGGGAGGACUGGAUUCGCAAUGGAAUUCACAUUGGAAGUGGCAGAAAGUACAAGGACUCUUAUUUUCUUCAAGCACAGGCAAUGUGUUACAUUAAUUCAUAAAACUGUGACAGUCUCCCCAUAUGCUUCACUACGUAUUAUGCAUAACCAGAACCAAAGGUGUAAUGGCAAGCCCAUGCUUGGGUUGGAGUUUAUUGUUUUCUUUCUUCUUCUUUAUUUCUUUUCCCUUUCUUUUGUACAGCUUUCAACAACACGGUCCUAAAAUUUUCAUAUUGCUAGGAGUCAAAUUCUCACAGCACGGCUUAUCUAAUUUUGGGAAAAUACGAUAGAAGUUACGAAUGUAAUUUGGUAGUUGUAUUCUUUUGUAGCUUUCUUUCUGUGUAAAAUUUAUUUCAUUCCCUAACUUAUUACUGUGACUAGUAAGGCCUUAUUCAGAUGCCAUUUUAUCUUUGUAAUGAAGCUUUUAAGGAUUUUUCAAGCCUAUUUAUAACCAAACAAAGGUCAAAUUCCAUUCUACUUAAAUUGGCUGAGAAAAUUUUGAUUGAUCCCACAUCGAAAAAGAGAAAGCAGGAAGAACAUCAAAGAAGCAUACAAAUAGAGGAGGUUGUGCAGUUCAUCAAUUUAAAAGGGUCGGCUGGCUAAAUGUGCCACGCUCACCCUCGCAUUGGUGAGUGCUGUAUGGCUAUCAAGAUAUAUGGCCGACAUAAUUUGUGGAACCCCUUUUAGGGUUGGCUCGCUUUUGGCCGACCCUCCAA